Molecule: messenger RNA, 600 nt
Organism: Cryptomeria japonica (Japanese cedar)
Lineage: Eukaryota; Viridiplantae; Streptophyta; Pinopsida; Cupressales; Cupressaceae
Exons: 1
Coding region: 1-600 (199 amino acids)
Source: RefSeq, a predicted model, not a curated record
AUGUUCAAAAUUUAUAAAAAGUUGGAAAUUAUCAAAAGGGAGGUGAAAGCCUGGGGUCUUUCUUCCUUUGGGGAUAUCUUCAAGAGAAAAAAGGAGGUUGAAACCAAUUUGGACCACCUCCAGAGGACCAUUGCAGAGGGGAAUUCCUCUAUGGACACACAUACAGAGGAGGAGGGAUGGAUACACAAAUGGAAAGAAAUUAUGAAUCUAGAAGAAAUUUACCGGAAGCAAAGAUCCAGGAUCCAAUGGUUAACUGAGGGGGACAGGAACAUCUCCUUCUUUCAUAGAUCAGCCUUAAAGCAUAAAAGGAGGAACACUAUCCAUUCCAUUCUCAAUAAUAGAAAUGAGGAAGUGGUGGGAAAUAAUGAAAUUGGUCAAUGGGCUUCCCUUCACUUUGCUAAUGCCUACUCGAAUGAUAGGGUCAGGGAACCUAUUGAGAUUAGUGAUAAACUCCUCAGUCUCAUCCCUCAAGUCCUGGAUGAGGCUGAUAAUGAGUUGCUGAUAAGACGUGUGUCUGAAGAAGAAGUUCAAGAAGCUGUUUUUACUAUGGCUUCCUUCAAGGCCCCUGGUCCUGAUGGCUUCCCCCCUGCUUUUUUGUAG